CUUUUACAAAAGCGCCAAAUUCCUUUGGCCCAUAGAUAGAAAAACGGGAGUUGCGUGAGGCCUUUCAUACUGAUUGACAAGACACCGCGAUAGCCAAUCACAAGUAACCAACCGCCAUUAUGGAUACACAUGAGAAAGAAGAUAUGCCUUCCUCACAUAUCACGCGAACCUCCCUGAAGCUACGAAGCACCAAACCCCUCUGGCACUCUCCUCGGUAUAUAGAAAAACGAAAGUUGUGUGAGGCCUUUCAUACUGACUGACUGACACUGUGCAUUAUGGAUACACAUCAACCGAGACCCGUAACUCCACAGUCUCCUCACGGCGGCGGCGGCGGCGGCGGCGGUUUUUCUGCGAUUCUCACAGUCUUCCUAUCCUUCAUCGCAAUCUUCGCCAUGAUAGUGAUUCCUUCAUCAUCAACUUUUAGAAAUGGUUUUUCCAUUUUGCACCAAGUCCCAGAAGGCUAUGUUGGGGUUUACUGGAGAGGAGGCGCCCUUCUAAAGAUGAUUACAGAUCCAGGUUUUCAUCUGAAGCUGCCUUUUAUAACCCAUUAUGAGCCUGUUCAAGUAACCCUUCAGACAGAUCAAGUGAGGGAUAUUCCUUGUGGUACAAAAGGAGGUGUCAUGAUCAACUUUGAGAAGAUAGAGGUUGUUAACCGGCUUCACAAGGACUAUGUGCAUGACACUCUGCUGAACUAUGGGGUGAAGUAUGACAAUACAUGGAUAUAUGACAAAAUUCAUCACGAGAUCAAUCAGUUUUGCAGCUCUCACUCUCUUCAGCAAGUCUACAUUGAUGUUUUUGAUCAAAUUGAUGAAAAGAUGAAAGAUGCUCUCCAGGGUGACUGCACACGUUAUGCUCCAGGUAUUGAAAUCAUUAGUGUUCGCGUUACGAAGCCAAAAAUCCCAGAAAGCAUAAGACGCAAUUUUGAACAGAUGGAAGAGGAACGCACUAAGGUCUUAAUUGCUAUUGAGAAACAGAGAGUGGUUGAGAAAGAGGCAGAGACAAAUAAGAAAAUGGCUAUCAGUGAAGCUGAAAAGGUUGCAAAUGUGAGCAAGAUCCUUAUGGAACAGAAGUUGAUGGAAAAGGAUAGUGUCAGGAAGCAGCAAGAAAUUGAGAACCAGAUAUACAUGGCUCGGCAAAAAAGUUUGGCCGAUGCAGAUUUCUACCGUUUACUGAAGGAAGCUGAAGCAAACAAGUUGAAGCUGACACCGCAAUUUCUUGAGCUUAAAUUCAUCGAGGCCAUAGCUGAUAAUACAAAAAUUUUUUUUGGGGAAAAGAUACCUAAUAUGUUUUUGGAUCAGAGGCUGCUUGGUAACUUCCUGCAACAGUUAUCUAGGGAUGUGUCUGAAGAGGAGAAAUCAAUAGCUUAAUUUUUUUAAUCCUUCAUUUCUUUUUUUGAUCUGUCGUCUCUAUCAACAUAUUGUAAUACCUAGGUGAUAUAGAAAGUAAAUGUUGGUUGAGGCUUUCAGAAGGUGUUUCAUUUAACAGCUUUAUAGUUUUUUUUUUUUUUUUUUUUUUUUUUGGGAAGGGAAUGGAAAUGUUGGUUUGAGGCUUUCAGAAGGUUAUUUUUGUAAUAAAGCAAUUAAGGUUUCUUGCACCAAUUAGAAUUGGGGUUUAGUUUUGCCUGCAAGUUAUUGUAAUCCUUAUGGAGAUAGUUGAAAAUUUGGAUGAAUGAAAAAAAAGUAGCCUUUUUUCUUUCUU
This is a messenger RNA of Quercus robur (English oak), 1698 nucleotides long. RefSeq lists its product as uncharacterized. The coding region runs from base 276 to 1367 and encodes 363 amino acids. Gene Ontology annotation, biological process: SREBP signaling pathway. Gene Ontology annotation, cellular component: endoplasmic reticulum; endoplasmic reticulum membrane. The record is from RefSeq and is a predicted model, not a curated record. NCBI's taxonomy places the organism in Eukaryota, Viridiplantae, Streptophyta, Magnoliopsida, Fagales, Fagaceae. The transcript has 9 exons. Gene Ontology annotation, molecular function: cholesterol binding; ubiquitin protein ligase binding.